AUGGACUUUCUCCGUCGAAGAAGAGGCUCAGACUCAGAUGACGAGGGUGUGAGCGCCAUACACAAAUCUAGACGUCCACCCAAUACUGCAUUCCGUCAACAGAGACUAAAAGCAUGGCAGCCGAUACUCACUCCAAAAUCGGUGAUUCCGCUUCUUUUAUUAUUGGCAGUAAUCUUUGCUCCGUUGGGCAUUGCCAUCAUCAACACUACGUACAACGUGGAGCUUCUCGAGAUAGACUACUCUAAUUGUGAAAACCUCGAGCCAGACGACUUUGUCAAGGUUCCUUCCAAAUACACCGCUCACCACUUUCGUCACAAAAACACCGACCCGGACUUUAAAUGGAAAGUGACCAGCGAUAAAGAUGAUUAUGGUGACGAUAUCAAAACCUGCUAUAUUCAAUUUGAAUUGCCGCGUGACUUGAAACCACCAUUGUACAUGUACUAUAAGCUCACCAACUUUUAUCAAAACCACCGAAAAUACGUUGAAUCAUACGACUUGGAACAACUUAAAGGAAACGCCGUCAGUUCAGACAGCUUGACCGACAAGUGCAAGCCAUUGAAGUACGUUGGAGACAAAAUCAUCUAUCCUUGUGGUCUUAUUGCCAAUUCGUACUUUAACGAUACCAUCUCAAGUCCGGUGCUUCUCAACGCCAAGAGCUCCAGCAACAACGAGACGUACGAAAUGAGUGAUAAAGGCAUAUCAUGGAGCAGUGACCGUGACCACAAGUACAAGAAGACCGAAUACAAGCCAGAAGACAUCGUUCCUCCACCCAAUUGGUACAAGAUGUACCCCAAAGGAUACACAGAAAAGAAUCUUCCUGAUCUAAAAACAUGGGAACACUUGCAAAAUUGGAUGCGAACAGCCGGUCUUCCGUCUUUCUACAAACUCUACGGAAAAAACGAAACUCAAACCAUGACUUCCGGUUCGUACCAGUUUUCGGUGGUAAUGAACUACCCUACCAAGUCUUUCGGAGGAACCAAGAGCGUCGUCAUCACCACAAGCAGUAUAUUUGGAGGACGCAAUAUGAGUUUGGGAGUGAUCUAUGUCAUCGUAGCUGCCGUGUCGUUGGUGCUUGGUGUGGCAUUUUUGAUCCAACACUUGAUCAAGCCUCGACGUCUCGCCGACCACAAUUACCUCCAGAAUGUGUCUCCCACCAACUUCCGGGACCAGUUAUGA
Molecule: messenger RNA, 1176 nt
Organism: Meyerozyma guilliermondii ATCC 6260
Lineage: Eukaryota; Fungi; Ascomycota; Pichiomycetes; Serinales; Debaryomycetaceae
Gene: CDC50
Product: aminophospholipid translocase regulatory protein
Exons: 1
Coding region: 1-1176 (391 amino acids)
Cellular component (GO): plasma membrane; endoplasmic reticulum; Golgi apparatus
Source: RefSeq, a predicted model, not a curated record